CCGCUGCACCACCAGCCGCCACAACCGCUGCGCCGGCUGCUGCUACAGCUGCUGCUCAGCAAAACACCACCAGCGCGACGGACAUCUGCCUGAAUGCCACUAGUCCUGCAGCAAACGAAGUGUGGCUAACGACAGGAAGCUUCAAACGCUUCAAUUCCGCGAAAUAUCCAUCCACUUACGGAAGCGGGGACGGCCAGGAAUGGGUGUUUUGCGCCACUAAUCCAGCGGACAGGAUAAUGAUCACCUGCAGCGACUUCCAGGUCGGAGGCUUCUUCUUUGAUUGCGUGGACGACUCUCUGACCAUCUCCAAUGCUAAUUCAUCUAAUAGCAAAUAUUGCACCACGAACGGCCCUCAGCUCGUGCAGACAACUGAACGAGGAACUAAGGUCACAUUCACAGCCUCGACGUCGAACGUUUAUAAAGGCUUUACCUGCACUGCCCAGGCGGUGAGAGAAACCAACUGUCAAAGCGCCAUCAACCGAGCAAGUUACGAGGUGUGGUUAGCAAAUGGAACUAGUGAGACCUUCACGUCCCCAAACUAUCCAUCCAAUUACGGCAGGGGAGACAGCAAGAGAUGGGUUUUCUGUGCUAUUGACCCCGACGACCGCAUACAGAUCUCCUGCAACGAAUUUACCGUCGGCGGCUUCUUCUUCGAUUGCACGGACGACACCUUAACCAUCUCCAACACCGACUCUAACGGCAAGUUUUGCCUGAAUAAAGGGCCUUUACUGGUGGACACGAUUGAACGCGGCACCGAAGUCAAAUUGUCAACCUCCUCUCCGUAUGGUUAUAAGGGCUUCACAUGCACUGCAACAGCGCUGAGAACACCGUGUCGGGACCCUAAGAAUAGAGCAUCAAAUGAAAUUUGGUUAGAAAAUGAUCAAGUUGAACCAUUCACUUCCUCGGGAUACCCGGCAUCGAACUAUGGCAAUGACGACACCAGGGAAUGGAGGUUCUGCGCCGUCGACAGCAGUGAUAAGAUAGAAGUCACCUGCAGCGCCUUUCACGUCGGAGGAGCCUUCUUCGACUGCCUGGACGACACCUUCACGAUCUCCACGUUGAACUCCACCAGCAAAUUCUGUGGGAUCACAGGACCGUCAUCUGUGACGACGAAUGAGAGAGGAACUAGCGUCAAGCUACGCGUUUACACCGGAGAGAUUUACGAUGGAUUCAGUUGCUCUGCCAAGGCCAUCAGAGCCGAGAUUUGCAUGAAUGUAACCAAUCCAGCGAAUAAUGAAGUAUGGCUUCAGACAGGAAAGAGCGAGGCAUUCACAUCGCAGAAUUAUCCUUCCAACUACGGGAGCGGCGCAAGCGAAAAAUGGGUAUUCUGUGCUGUUAACGACACAGACAAGAUAUCGAUAAGUUGCAGCGACUUUGAAGUUGGUGGCAAGUUCAUCUUUUGUCUGGAUGACUUCCUGACUAUCUCCAAUACUAAUUCAGGACAAGGUCCUUACUGCGGGACAGACAAGCCUGAUUCCGUGGUGACAACUCAGCGAGGAACCACUGUCGAGUUGUCUGUCUCUCCCUCUGUUUACUACAAAGGAUUCAACUGCACAGCUACUGCCGUUAACCAAUAGGAAAGAUAACAUCACUUGCAAAUAAACCUGGUGCAGUACCAUAUCCACCAGACAAGAAAAGAAAAGAAGCAUGAUAUUCCUCAUGGAUUAUCCAAUUUAAUCAGCACAAUCACCCUUUUGAUGUUGACCUCAAGAGAACUUCACAACACGAAGAGGUUACAAUUCCUUUUGAUAAUUUGUCUUACGAACAACACUGUGACUGAAUUGAAGAGAUUAGGACAAAAAGGUUUUAAUAAACGCAUUGGUCUGUUUAUCAAAGUCUGUGUUUGGAAUGGGCAAAAAUUGUUUAGUAAUCUAUUAUUCAUUAAAUAUU
Messenger RNA from Penaeus monodon (black tiger shrimp), 1890 nucleotides. Its product is annotated as cubilin-like. Lineage: Eukaryota; Metazoa; Arthropoda; Malacostraca; Decapoda; Penaeidae. The record is from RefSeq and is a predicted model, not a curated record.